Diplodia corticola is the source of this 2625-nucleotide messenger RNA. RefSeq names its product family c-likeg-protein-coupled receptor protein. Bases 1 to 2625 code for a protein of 874 amino acids. The transcript has 3 exons. Lineage: Eukaryota; Fungi; Ascomycota; Dothideomycetes; Botryosphaeriales; Botryosphaeriaceae. The record is from RefSeq and is a predicted model, not a curated record.
AUGUCAUCGCAAGGAGGCCAAGGCCAGGCGGGGGCACAAGGAGGCCCUCCGCCCGGGCCGCCAUAUGCGCCCAGAACAUGGUCCCUCGGUGGCCGCCUAGAGGAAUCCGUGGAUAUCCCCAUCACCGCUGUCUUUCUCGCCCUCUUCAUCGGCGGUGCAAUUGGCCAUAUGGUCACAUUCCAGAAAAACAAAAAGCAAGGCCACAAGUUCAUGUUGACGUUGUUGCUGUUCGGCUUUUGCAUGUGUCGGAUCGUAACCUGCGUUCUGCGCAUUGCAUCCUCCACAAGACUCACGAACAUCAAGCUGGCAAUAGCAGCACAGAUCUUCGUCGCGGCCGGGGUGCUGCUGAUCUACAUCAUCAACUUGAUUUUCACGCAGCGCCUCAUGCGGGCCCAGCACCCUCGCUUGGGUUGGUCAUUCCGUUUCGGCAUGUUCUUUAAGUUGACGUACGUGGUGACUGUGCUCACUCUGAUCAUGGUCAUCACUGUCACCGUACAGUCGUUCUACACGCUCGACACCAACACGAGGCGCAUAGACCGUGACAUCCAGCUGUACUGCUCGACAUUCUUCGCCUACGUCUCAUUCCUACCCAUUCCCUUGACUUUACUCGGCCUCGUUCUCCCGCGCAGAAAGCGUAUGGAGAAAUUCGGCAUCGGAAGGUGGCGUAGCAAGAUUCUCGUACUCCUCGCUGCGACCUUUAUCCUGUGCUUGGGUGCGACAUUCCGCUGCGCUACGGCGUAUCUGGAUCCUGUGCCAAUAUCGCAGCCACUUCCGUCGUAUUAUUCAAAGGCAUGCUUCUACGUCUUCAACUUCACCCUUGAAAUCAUCGUCGUUUACCUGUACCUUGCCGUGCGGGUCGACCGGCGCUUCCAUAUUCCCGACGGUGCGAAGGGCCCUGGCCAAUACGCGCGUGGCCCAUACGCUCCGAAGGCCAUCGACUCAAAGCGUGUGCAAAUCAGGAAGUUCGACAGCGUGCAAACUCUGGACAAAGCGUCAACAAUCAACGAGUACACCCCCGGCACCAAGCGAUCGCUCAACCUCAAGACCGACUUCUCGCCGUCCGAAAAGAAGAAGAUCGAUCUCGAGGCUCAGUCCGCUCCGCACAGUGCCAUCUCGGGCACCACUGCAGCUUUGUCCAAGGACCACCUACUCCUGCCCGAAUCCCCCAAGCCCGCCCAUAUCAAGUCCGAAAAGCACAGGUCCAACGCGGACGUUCCGCCAGUGCCCGCACUUCCCCCGUCUGCAGCCGGAGCCAUCGUCUCUUCUCCACCGCCCUCCAACGUGCCUUCUGGCGCGCCUUCCACGCGCGGGGCCGAAGAGAAGCUCGACAAGGUCGUCGACCUACUCGUCUCGCUCGACCGACGCCUGUCGUACCUCGAAGAGGCGCCGCGCCGCGACGAUCUGCUCGAGCGUCUAACGCAACGCCUGUCCCGGCUCGACGAGGUCGAUCCAGGCGCGACACCACGCAUACGACCGCAAUCCUCGGCAGGCACCACGCUCCGCGGCAGCGUCGACAAUGCCGGAGUCAACAUGGGCUUCGGCGGCGUUGGUGGCGACCACGCAGCGCUCACCCUGCUCGAUCGCCUGGACCGCCGUCUGGCACGCCUCGAGGAGCAUGAGGCACGCAUGAACCGACCGACCUCUGGGCUGGACAGCCUCAUGAUCCUGGAUCGGCGCCUCAGCAACAUGGAAUCACGCAUCGGAAGCCCAGACCCCGGAUUCGGCGGUAGCCCGCCGCCUUUCAUGCGCAACAGCUCCUACGGCCCAAUGAACAACCACCCGGCGGCUGACUACGAGACUCUAAUGGCUUUGGGCGGCGGUCACGUCGACAGCGGACCCAUCAUGCCCCCGACAGACACCCGCUUCGACCGCUGGAACUAUGGAGGAGGUGCACCCGGCAGCAACAACAACCCUCGCCUCCGCGGCGGCGGCAGCAGCAGCAGCGGCGGCAGCCCUCCGCACCGCUUCUCUCAAUCGCCCCAGCGCUUUCCCCCAGUCGCCCGCGCGAGCGGUCCCAUGGCAGCAGGAACAUGGCCACUCGACGAAGCCGACGAGUACCGCCAACAACAACAGCAACAACAACAACAGCAGCAGCAGCAUCAGUCAUCCCCCGACCAACACCCCUCCCAGCUCCGCCCCGGCUUCCCCCGCGCCAUGCCCUCGUCCGACUCAAUGGGCACCGUCACGCUGAACGCGCCGUCCGUGCGCGACACGGCCGGCCUCUUCGACGACGACCUGCCCUUCCCGCCAAUGGUGCAAGUCGCCGACGUCGGCAGGGCGUACACGCCCGACGACAACCGCCCGCACCGGCUCAGCCGCGGCCCCAUCAACAACGACGACGACGACGACGAGCUGGAGAGCGUCGGCGGCGGCGGCGGCGGCGGCGGCGGUGGCGGCAAUAACAACAACAACAACAACAACAACAACCCCGCCAUGCUCGGCGUCGCGCGCGAGCAGCCGCUGCGCUACUCGACCAGCGUCGCCAGCGCCACCAGCCAGUACAGCCAGGCGACCGAGGUGGACCUGAGCGGCGAGCGGGAGCGGCCCCGGACGGCGUACGUCGUCGACGACGUCUCGGCCGCGGCGCAACGGCUGGGCCCGGAGGCGGAUAGGGAUGGCAAAUGA